This is a messenger RNA of Uranotaenia lowii, 911 nucleotides long. RefSeq lists its product as uncharacterized. The record is from RefSeq and is a predicted model, not a curated record. The coding region runs from base 1 to 804 and encodes 267 amino acids. The transcript is spliced from 3 exons. Lineage: Eukaryota; Metazoa; Arthropoda; Insecta; Diptera; Culicidae.
AUGAAAAACGUUGAAAGUCUAGACGAAGAAAACGCUCGCGUUCUGGUACGCCUCGCACUCGGCGGUGAUCAGGUCUCGCUCAACGAAUAUCUUUUGCAGCUAGUCUCGAAGGCCGAGUACAGCAAGUUCUCCAAAGUUUUGAACAGUGCCAAGUACGAGGAAUACAAAAACCGCGAAGCUGCUCCGGCCGUUGUCGUAAAAGAGGAACGAUCUUCGGAGAUACGGAAGGUUAAAAAGGAACCCUCGGAUUCGCCUCCUCCGCCCAGCAGGUCAAAACCACCGCAGGACGCUCGGAAACCUCGAUCGCACAGCAGCUCUCGAUCACCGUCACGCAGCCAACGGCGAGAACAUAAAGAAGAUCGCGUCCGCGAUCGAAGACGGGACGAUCGCAACGACGACUACAGUAGGAAUAGAGAUCAAGUGGAACGUAGUGAUCGUUAUCGAGAAGAAGAACUUGAACGCCAAACGGAACAACACCGAAACCGUCGUCGGAGCAACUCCCGAGAUCGGCGGGUACAGCGACCGGCAUAUACCAGUGAAGAUUCCGACUCGGCCAGCUCGGAUUCCGAUUCGGAACGGGAUCGACGCCACAAGCACCAUCAUAAGCACAAAUCAUCGUCCUCGUCCACCACGAAGCACUAUGCGCGAACCUCGUCGGGGACCAAGAAAAAGUCUCACAAGUACAAACAACGGCGAGAUCCGUCGAGGGACAGGCAUCACUCCUCCGACGACGAUGAUCGGCACCACAAGAAAAAGACAAAAAAGAGCAAGAAACAGCGGAGCCGAUCCCGGAGCAGAAGGUAGGUGAAGAUAUGUGUUCUACCCCUAGCCUUGUGGGUUUAUGUAUUUUGUGAUUGAAAUUCAACGUUUUUUUUAACGAUUAAGAAACUUGUUCAAAGUAUUCUAAACAA